AUGAGUCUACUCCAAGAAACAAACAGCAAAGGAUGGAAAAUCUUUCAUUCAUACGUCGAUGAAAAAGAUAAAUCUAAAUUGGAAUUCCUAUGGAAAGAAGUUGAAGCACUUUUUGAAUCCCAAAAUGCUUCACAACAAUUUAAAGAACUUUCAAUCCAUAAAUCAUCAAAUAAUCACAGCACAAUAUUACAUAUUAGUGCGUAUUGCAAAAGUAUUGAAUUUCAACAAACAUUAUGGAAGCUUUUGCUUCAAACCUUUAAAAAUAGUGAGGUAUUAAAAGAAUUGACAGUUAAAAAAGACAAACAAAAUGAGAGCUUUGUUCAUAAUCUUGUAAUCUACAAUGAAGCAAAUGUUAUUGACUGGAUAUUCUCACAUUCAAAAGAAAGUUUAAAUUAUCAUCAAUUUCUAGAAAUCUUAAGCACCAAAGGAAUAUACAAAAGAAAUCUACUUCAAAUAGCUGCGAAUAAAUCUAAAGACAUCAAAAUUCAUCAAAUUUUAUGGAAAACUUUUCAGAAUUCUUGUGGAAGUGCUGAGUUUUUAGAGAUUCUCACAGAUAUUGAUGAAGAUUGCUGCAACAUAUUUCAAAUUGCUGCAUAUUACACAACAAACUGCAGUGAAAUUCAACAAUUUAUUAAACAUUUUGAUCCUUAUGGAAAGACAACCUUAGUCCUUGCAACUGUUGAGAACACUAAGGAUAUUGUUGGAUUAACAUGGAAAGAAAUCUCAGAAGUAAUUAUCAACAAAAACUUUUUAAAUGAAGAAGAGAAGUCUGGAUUUCAAAAAUGCGAUAAAACAAUCAAGAAUAUCCUUCAAUCUCAAGGUGUCAGAGAAGAAGAUAAAGAAGUUCUGGAGAUGAGAUGGAUUAGUAAUAAAAAUUCGGAGUUAUCAAAGCUAUUUGAAGGCCAUGCUAAUUUAAUUGAUGAACGGAAAUUGUCAGUUAAGAGUUUUGAUGAUCUAAGACAAUUCACAUCCAAUGAUAAAUUAGAAAAUAAUGAAAUUCUAUGGCAGCAUCUGCUAAAAAAUUACAUAAACUCUGAGGAUUUAUUAAGUCUAUUAUCAGAACCAAAUAGAGAAAAAAACAGCUAUAUCCACUUAUUAAUAGGCUACAACAAACCAAAGAUAAUUGAAUUCACAUUCAACAAACUCAAAUAA
Molecule: messenger RNA, 1152 nt
Organism: Chironomus riparius
Lineage: Eukaryota; Metazoa; Arthropoda; Insecta; Diptera; Chironomidae
Source: the annotation of a GenBank genome assembly